AUGGCGGAAGAACCUUCUAGUACUAGCAACAAUCCAGCGCCACCGCCUCGGAGAUUCGUUACGAGGGCGUUCUCUACUACCUUAAUCCGCAAGACUCAACCUUUGGCCUCAAAAACGGAUUUAGAAGUUAAAACUGGCACACCACCAGCUCAAAAGGAGGAGGCAAUAUACAAUGAUCCUGCAAUUAUUCAGUCAAACAAUCAUGGGGGCCCUAUAAGUGCAAUAUCAGUAUUAGCUGUCAGUGGAUCAUCGACAGAAUUCAACUUGCAUGGUGAACCCUUUGUGUCCAAUUCAAGAUCCUACCCGAGUGUAUUGUCUACGCAGCAUUCUGGAAAUCAGUUGGGGCAGUGGAGUUCUUCCCCGUCGCCACAUAAUGCUAUAUCAUCUUAUGACAGGCCAACACAUUGGCAAGGAUACGGGGGAGCACCUGGGGAUAUUCCUGUUGCUCACCCACAUUCCUCUUCAUCAACCACGACAUUAUAUCCCCUGCAGAAUCAGGAAUCCACAACCAUGACAGCAACAAAUUUAUCCAAUAAUUUUUCUCCAGGGCAUUCUUCUGCUACUUCUAGUUCUGUCUAUUUUAAUGCUACACCUAAUCUUUCUUCUGAGCAACUCUCUACACCUUUUACUGAUUCAACCUCCUCAAAGUUGCCUCUGCAGUUUCAUCAUUCUACACUAGUGAAUUCUAAUGGAUUGACCAUGCCUUUUCCAUUAAGCUACCAGAGUACAAGCAACAUUGGAGCUCCAACCGAUAACAGAAUUGAUCCUAAUGUCAUAUUGCCUCCAGCCCAGUCUUCCCCCCAUUUAUCUGUUUCAGUUCCAUUAUCAGAUCCACUGUUAAGACAACAACCACCGUUACUAACUCCAAACCAAUUAACACUGUCCAGACUAUCCGAACAUUGUCCUGAGAAUAGUUUGUCUCUGGAUCAGAAGCAUGUUGGUGAUAUGAGUUCAAUGUGUCUAAAAAUCCCAUUGUCAAUCUCCUCAUCAGCUGCUACUGAAGCAGUGCAACCACCUUUGUUGCCAUUGCCACCACCUUCGGAAAAGUUACAGUACUCUUCCCAACUUACUGAAGAAUUUGAUUUUCAAGCAAUGAAUGAGAAGUUUAAGAAGGAUGAGCUCUGGGGUUACCUUGGCAAAGCAAACCAGAGAGACAAAAUAGAUGGGGCACAAGAAAAUGGUACAAGUAGCCAGGAUGCCUGGGAUGAUAACAAUAGAUCAGUAUCUAAUGGUGAGCCCAAGGUUGCCUAUAACAAAGAUGAUUUCUUUGAUACCAUAUCUUGCAAUUCCACCAGCCGCGGUGCUAGGAAUGGACAGUAUCGAUCCUUUGAGAGAAUGAAAUUGGACUCUGAGACCUUCGGCAGUUUUCGACAGAGAACUCAAUUAGGCUAUGAAAAUGGAGCUAGACAUGGUGAGCACCGUGGCUCCUACAAUUGGGGGAGGGGGUCUUACUAUGGUAAUAGGGACCGUGGAUGUUUUGGGCAGAGAUUUCAAUGAUUGAUAGGCAUAUCCAGAAGUUGGUGGACCUGCCUGCUAAAUCAUCUUUCUAUCCAACCAUAUGUUUCUUCUAAACAAUGAACUCUAGUGAAGCAUCUUGGGACUAGUCUAAGGAGUUGCCACUGGAAUCUUUUUGGCAUGAGAUCAUGCUUGGUUAUGGCUGGUUCAUAUACAUUUUGGAUCUUGAACCUGCCUUUAAUGUUCUAGUUCUUAAGCACUAACAGACUGCUCCAAAUGUAGUCAGGCAACAAAUAGUCAUAUUUUUAUUAGUGUCUAUUUCUAGAUAAACUUUAGGUACCUACAUUUACAAAAUAAAUUAGCUUGCUUGAUCAGAUCUUUAUCUAAUGUCCUGCCCGUAUUAGUUAACUGUUGCUGCCUGCAACUUUUGUUUUCCUAUUUAGAGUUUUCACUCAUUUCUUUACAGAACUGGAGAAAGAACUCUUUCAUCGUUAAAGCAAAAUUUUUUAUUUACUAAUAUCAACUUUUGUAAUCAGUUAAAAUUUUUCCAUUUCAUGUUCUCGUUGCUGUUGUAAUUAUAAUUUGAUAGAGGUGCUAAUGAAAGAUGGACUUGAUACGUGCUUGGCUGAGUCAUCCCGCACCCAAAUCAUGAUGCAUUGGGUUGAAUGGCUAUAUAGAAUUCAAUUUGUUAUGACAAAAAAUGCAUCUAAAAUGAUGUUUUUUGGUGUAUACCUCUGCUUUUAUUUAUCAUUAUCUGGGGACAAUUAUUAUAUAUUACAAAGCUUAGGUUUUAGUUGCAAGUGGCCAGCCUAGCCUACUUUAUAUUCCCAGCCCUCAACUUCAAUUUUAUAAGAAAUAUCUCAUUUCCCUAUUAACACUUUUAUCUGAGCUGAAGUUGGAGCUCCUUCCAUUUCCUUAU
Messenger RNA from Sesamum indicum (sesame), 2374 nucleotides. NCBI's taxonomy places the organism in Eukaryota, Viridiplantae, Streptophyta, Magnoliopsida, Lamiales, Pedaliaceae. The record is from RefSeq and is a predicted model, not a curated record.